Molecule: messenger RNA, 1692 nt
Organism: Cyanidioschyzon merolae strain 10D
Lineage: Eukaryota; Rhodophyta; Bangiophyceae; Cyanidiales; Cyanidiaceae
Exons: 1
Coding region: 1-1692 (563 amino acids)
Source: RefSeq, a predicted model, not a curated record
AUGCCUGGGUGUCAACCUGACGAGGAUGCGCAACACAUAGUGGCGAAACCUUCCAGUCCCCGCUUGCUGAUGCCUUCUAGACCCCUGAGUGACAUCCAGGAAAGCUGGGAGGAUCGAGAGAACGCCCCACCGGCUGCAACGUGGACGCCUUUGGCGAAACAUCUGCCGGCAGACGGCACGGCUGCUCCCAGUGACGGUGAGGUGGCCUCCAACACGCUUGUUCGGAAAACCGCGCGCAAGGGUUCGGAAUAUUCCGGUGUAUCAGGUUGCAUCUUCACGACGGCAGGAAGCACCACUAGCGCCGGAGUUUCCGAGUGCGGCGAGUCCACGGAGCGCACGGCUCUCGCUGAAGCGCGCCCAGUAGCUAGCCUGUCGACGAACGCUGGCGCCGUUCCGGGAACCCCAGCAUCGCCUGUUGCCGCGGAGGCGUCGAAACACUCUGAAGUUAACGUUCGACCAGACAAAGGAGACGCAGCGGCUUUCGACCAGCUGCUUCAAACAGAAGCACGAACAGCAUCGCCGGCCGGCGCGGCGCAGGCGCAGGCGCGGCAACCUACACCGCCAGCGAGGCAUACAGCGGAAACGAGCGCUACUUCUCAGCUCGCAUGGCGAGAGAACGAUACGUCGAGAACGAGCCUAAUCCGGCCCGACUGGGCUGCUCCUGAUGAGUCGACACUUGACGGACAGCAGUCAGCACGCGAUAGUCUACGCGGUGCGCGCACACCAGCGACACGUCGGCUCUCCGGUGGUGUGCGGACCACCAAGAGUCGCAUGCAGCAUCGUCGCUCCAGUACUGCAGCGAAUACGCAACUACCAGUACCGAGAAUGGUUACCAACGAAGACAAGAGCGAGGCAGGGGUGCCAGCAUCCAGGCAAGGCUCUGGCGCAGAGCCUCGCGCAUUGCAGCAGGACACGUCGCCAGCGCAAUUGCCUUCAUCCGAACGAGCUGCUGGGACACAGGGCGCCCAGCGUUUACCAGCCACUACAUUUCCGUGGAAUGCAAAUGGCACAAUACAAGCAGCAGAGGCCACGCGUGCCUUCGAGGAAUACCGUGCUAGCGUCGCAGUCCAGUUAGAUGCCGCCGAACGGCUGGUCGAACGUUACAAGAGCGAAAACGAACAGCUGCGACAGCAGCUUGACCAUGCAGAAGUGGCGAAACUGCGCCAACGGGUCGACGAUCUCGAGCGCACCCGAACAGACCAACAGCUGCGAUAUCUCGAACUGCAGAAGCAUGCGAUUCAGCUAGAAGCUGACCUCGCGCGAGAACGUCUCGCACUCGAGCGCGAGCGAUCACAACUCGCCCAGCUCGAAAACGACGCCGCACCAGCAGCAGCGCUUUUCCAACUAUGUUCUGGGGCGACCCAGGUGAAACCCAUACGCGUUCGCUACGAGUCCACGGGUACAACGCCAGAGACCGAAGCCAAACUCCCCGGGAACACACCGUCCACAGCGAAUCGUCCACAGGCCAUUUGGCUUAACGGCUACCAAAUACUCCUAGAAAAUAGCGCCUUGCAACGAAGAGCUCUCUUUCAACUCGUUCUCGAUGACUCGGGCGAUGUCGAAUACACGCCCCUGGAACUGAUGCUCGGCGACGCCGCCACCGAUGCACCAGACUUUCUCCAGGAGACCAUCUACUUUCCGCGAAACGAGUUGCCCCUGUUCUGGCUGCGACUCGUUGGCGUUCUCUUUUAA